Tachyglossus aculeatus (Australian echidna) is the source of this 990-nucleotide messenger RNA. RefSeq names its product chromosome 1 C14orf132 homolog (gene C1H14orf132). The record is from RefSeq and is a predicted model, not a curated record. The transcript has 2 exons. The coding region runs from base 251 to 502 and encodes 83 amino acids. Lineage: Eukaryota; Metazoa; Chordata; Mammalia; Monotremata; Tachyglossidae.
CAACUUGUCCUUCCCAAGCGCUUAGUACAGUGCUCUGCACACAGCAAGCGCUCAACAAAGACGACUGAUUGAGCCAAUCAACGGCCAGAGCCAGCCAGCCGGAGCCGGGAGGAGGCCGCUGGUCCUGGGCCCCCGGCGCCGGGAGCCGGCUGGAGGACGCCUCCCCCUCCGGGCAGCCCUCCGGGACUGCAGGGGCAGGCCCGGCCCCCCCUUUCCCCCCGGACGCACGCUGGACAGCGGCAGCAGCACCAUGGACCUCUCCUUUAUGGCCGCUCAGCUUCCUGUGAUGGGAGGAGCCUUCAUGGACUCACCAAAUGAGGACUUUGGGGCCGAAUACUCCUUGUUUAACUCAUCGUCCAACGUCCACGCGGCCGCUUCCGGGCCAAACCAUCUGGAAGAGCCAGCUCGGUCGUCAAAUGAUGCCAUCUUGUUAUGGAUUGCCAUCAUAGCGACCAUUGGAAACAUUGUGGUUGUGGGAGUGGUGUAUGCCUUUACGUUCUAGGAAGAUUGGAGACACAACUACCACUGGAUUGCAAAGAUGUGCUCGUAACCUAUUCCUGCUGGCAUGUACAGAAGUAUACAUAGAUACAGACAUAUAGCUAUGCAUUAGUUACCACCCAAUCUAGAAAUGUAUGAUUCAGUUAUCAAACUCACAUAAUGGUGGCCCAAGGCCUUGUACCAUUCUCACAGAGAAAUCAAAGUCGACCCUCUAACAAUGCUUGGUUAUUACAAAUUUGCCUAAUCUCUGAAGAGGCAGAAUCACAGCUUCAAGUCGAGGGUUGAUGUAAUGCAUCCCAAGAAAAAAGGGGAUUUUAUUGUACCUAGUUAAUGGUUACUUUUUAACUGGUUGAUUUUCGAUUGCAUUUCUUUUCCAUCUUUUAAAGAGACCUCCUAACAAUUGAAUAUUAUUUUGAUAUUAAAAGUAAAGAUAACCUGCCUUCAAUUGAUCAAUGGUUUUUAUUAAGUGCUUACUGUGUGCAGAGCACUGCA